CGCUACGCUAUGCGCGCCGUCGCGCCCUCAGCUGCGCUCGCCGCGGCUCCCCGCUGCACGGCCCAAACGGCCCGGGCCCGAUGCGAGCCUCGCGCCGCCGCUGCCAGCGGUGCCUUGCUACGCUGAGCCACAAGCUGCAUGGUGGAGGGCGCCGUGCGGGGGGCGGGGAGGCAGGUGGCUUCGCGCAGGUGCGGCCCGCGCAAGGCCUGGGGCUCUGUUAGAAGCGCGCGGAGGCGCGGGCACGCCGCGGCGCGCGCCCGCCCUCCUGCUCGCGCUCAUGGAGCCGCCCUGGGAGAUAGAGCUCGAGCUUCGUCGGCAUAUCGAGAGCUGUGCCUGCACCUGCGACCACAUGGGCUACGGAAACUACAUGGACUAUCAGGUGGCGCCGGCCGCUCACCCCUGUAUAUGCCGUGCGAUCACCUCACCCCACGCCCACGCGGCGGUACCAGAAGGCAUGACGUUUCCUGGUUCCAUACCAGAUGUAGCAGAACGUUGCGGGCGUUGGGCACCGGAUUCACUCUCAGCUUCCGUAUCAGGAAGCUCUGACGAAAAGCCAACGCCGAGGCGGCCAAGAUGGAGAAUUGCCCUUGCUGGGCUCGUCGUGUUGGCCGGUCUUGGCGCCGCCCUUGCGUUGCCACUCGCUCUUGGUGGUGGUGGUCGCGCGACGCCCGAGCAGCGACUAACUACUAUAAGGCGGAUGUUACGUGAUUUUCCAUUAAUCGAUGGCCAUAACGAUUUGGCUUGGAACGUUAGAAAAUUCUUACAUAAUAAAAUAGGAGAUUUUAAUUUAAGUGCCGGCUUGGAAGGCCUUGAGCCGUGGGCUCGUUCGCGCUGGUCGCACACUGAUAUACCACGGCUACGACUCGGUCAAGUCGGUGCGCAAUUCUGGUCAGCAUAUGUCCCUUGUGGUGCGCGAGACAAAGAUGCGGUACAACUAGCCCUAGAACAGAUGGAUGUCAUUAAAAGAAUAGUGGAUAUGAACGCAGCCCAUCUUGCAUUGGUUACCGAUGCCGCAGAACUAUUAGAGGCCCACCGUGAUGGUCGGAUAGCUUCACUGAUUGGAGUUGAAGGUGGUCAUGCCCUGGGAGAUUCACUUGCGGUGCUGCGCGCAUUUUAUCAGUUGGGUGCUCGAUAUCUUACGGUUACUCAUACGUGUGAUACGCGAUGGGCGCGUGCCGCUGGCACUUCUGGUGGACUCACAGAGUUCGGACGCGCCGUGGUGCGUGAAAUGAAUCGUCUAGGGAUGAUAGUGGAUCUGUCACAUGCAGGAGAAGAAACAGCGAGAGAUGCUCUAGAAACCACUCAAGCUCCGGUCGUUUUUUCACAUUCAGGUGCAGCAGCAAUAUGUAACUCAUCCCGUAAUGUUCCUGAUGACCUGUUACGCAUGAUUGCUGCAAAUGGAGGUGUCGUUAUGAUUAAUUUUUAUGCUAAGCUCGUAACGUGUGGAGAACGCGCUACUGUGGAAGACGUAGUAGCUCACAUAAACCAUGUUCGUCGAGUAGCUGGUGUAGAGCAUGUAGGAUUGGGUGCAGGAUAUGAUGGUAUUGAUGCACCUCCCGAAGGGUUAGAAGAUGUUUCACGAUAUCCUCAUUUGCUCGCAGAAUUAUUGCGAGAUCCAGACUGGAGUGAAGAUGACGUGCGUAAACUUGCUGGUAUGAAUGUUGUACGCGUUAUGCAAGAUGUAGAGCGUGUGCGUGAUCAAUGGCGACGUGCAGCCGUUUUACCGGGCGAAGAAUCUCCUGGAGUUCGCCGUGGUGACUGCGUGUAUGGGCCUGCGUGACGCAGGCUCCGAGCCGCGCGCUUCCGCGGCCCUCCUCGUACUGCUCAAUAUUGACAUUUGUUGAACGUAGUUAUAAAAUAUGUAUAUUAGUGUCCAAAUGUGAUUUAGCGAUUAAAGUAAUCUUUACCUGACCUCGAAGCACAAAUUGUUUAGCUAAGGAGCCGUACGCGCUGGGCGCUUCGUCUCGGUGUCGGAACGCGGUCCGAUCGCUAAACUCUUCUCCAUCCAUGCACACGACUUCGUUGACGAAAGCCCAAUGCGAUUCGGAUUUAUAUGACGUGAGCCAAUGAAGAUAUUAAAAACGGAAUAAAGUGUUUAU
Molecule: messenger RNA, 2099 nt
Organism: Colias croceus (clouded yellow)
Lineage: Eukaryota; Metazoa; Arthropoda; Insecta; Lepidoptera; Pieridae
Product: dipeptidase 1-like
Exons: 2
Coding region: 278-1780 (500 amino acids)
Biological process (GO): proteolysis
Molecular function (GO): metallodipeptidase activity
Source: RefSeq, a predicted model, not a curated record